UUAGUCAAGCUGCAGGACAAGUCGGGUCAAAAUCGUUGCCCUUCCGCCUGCACCUUCCCAUAUCCGCGGGGUCUCCUUAAACAUUGUCUUCCAUCAUUGUUCUCGCCGUCCUCUCCUUCAUUCUCUUUGUACGUAUCUAUAUACUACCAUUCAGCCCGCUGCCUUGCAAGCCCCGAAUUUGCCAAAAUGGGAUUCUCCAAGGAAGACGCAUCCAGACGGAUAUUGAGGGCUCUCAAGACUCUGUUCUUCCUGAUCACUAUGCUCGCCUCUCUUCUCCUUUUCUCAGCUCCCCUCCUCCUGGUUAUUGCCGACGCUCUUCUCCCUUCUGCUCUCUUCUCUGCCAUUUCCCCUUCCUCUCCCUCCCUCCAGACUCUCUCUUCCCAUUUCCAUCACUACGACUUUCGAUGCUCUCUCCUCGAUAUCCCCCUCCUCUCCAUUAUCAGGUCUUUCGUCAUCUUCUGUGUGUAUAGCUCGUGUGAUGGGCCGAGACUCUCACGAGGACCAUAUCUGGGGGUAACGACGGCUUGCUCUGUUUUGUCGGUGAUAUUUGUAUCGGUGAAAGCUGCUGUUUAUUUGUUUGGCGGGUCGGGUGGAAGAACCGUGAGAGCCUCGGAAAUAGCUCUGUUCAUGUGUUCCUAUGCGCUGGCGGCGGGCCAUAUCGUGGUUGCCCAUCGAACAAGUUGCAGAGAAAGACGGAAGCUUUUGGUCUACAAGAUUGACAUCGAAGCGAUUUCAGCCUGCCAGAACGGGCAUCCGAGGUAUCCCAAGAUCCUGCGGGAGGAACGAGUCAAAUGA
Neltuma alba is the source of this 795-nucleotide messenger RNA. RefSeq lists its product as uncharacterized. The record is from RefSeq and is a predicted model, not a curated record. NCBI's taxonomy places the organism in Eukaryota, Viridiplantae, Streptophyta, Magnoliopsida, Fabales, Fabaceae. Bases 187 to 795 code for a protein of 202 amino acids. The transcript has 3 exons.